Messenger RNA from Verticillium dahliae VdLs.17, 315 nucleotides. RefSeq lists its product as uncharacterized. Lineage: Eukaryota; Fungi; Ascomycota; Sordariomycetes; Glomerellales; Plectosphaerellaceae. Bases 1 to 315 code for a protein of 104 amino acids. The record is from RefSeq and is a predicted model, not a curated record. The transcript has 4 exons.
AUGGCAAACUGGAUGCGCGAAGCAGGCUUCAUCGUGUCGCAAGAGCCCAGGCCGAUACCCCUGGCGACAUGCGGCUGGCCUCGAAGUUCCGCCCAGCGUGAGAUUGGUGUGGCCAAUAGGGAGAACGUGCGCAGCUUGUUGUCAUCAAUGGCAGCGUACCCGAUGACAGUGUUUCAAGGCAUGGCCUCUGCAGACUUCGAGCUCUUGGUGGCACAAGCUAGAAACGAGGCCGACAAUCCGAGGUUCAAGGCCAAAAGCCACAGUAGGCAGGACUCACGCGUCCAGUGGAAAGGGCCGGUCAAGCGGACGGUAUAA